Molecule: messenger RNA, 1832 nt
Organism: Aspergillus homomorphus CBS 101889
Lineage: Eukaryota; Fungi; Ascomycota; Eurotiomycetes; Eurotiales; Aspergillaceae
Product: Brix domain-containing protein
Exons: 2
Coding region: 65-1444 (459 amino acids)
Biological process (GO): rRNA processing; ribosomal large subunit assembly
Cellular component (GO): preribosome, large subunit precursor
Molecular function (GO): rRNA binding
Source: RefSeq, a predicted model, not a curated record
UGGGGAAGGUCCGUCCAUCUUUAGUGAUCAUCUCCCCUCAAAUUUUGAUUCAGAGCUUUUCAAUAUGGCCAAGGCACGUACCAAGAAGCGCACUCAUGUUCGUGCGCAAAAUGCCACGGCUGCUGCCAAAGGCGGUGCCUCAUCUAUGAGCAAAACUCCCAAGUCGAUGGUCAUUCGAGUUGGCGCUACACGGGUCGGUUCCAGCGUCAGUCAGCUGGUCAAAGAUGUUCGGACGAUGCUCGAGCCCGACACGGCUGUGCGGUUGAAGGAAACAAAAUCAAACAGACUUCGGGAUUUCACGACAAUGACUGGUCCUCUGGGCGUGACCCAUCUUCUCCUUUUCUCAAAAUCCUCCACUGGCAACACAAACUUGCGAUUGGCGCUCACUCCCCGAGGCCCGACCCUGCAUUUCAAGGUGGAGAACUACUCUCUAUGCAGAGACGUCGAGAAAUCGUUGAAGCGCCCGCGCGGUGGUGGUCAGGACCACAAGACGCCCCCGCUGCUUGUGAUGAACAACUUCAAUUCCCCCAAUGCAGACGAGAACUCCAAAGUGCCAAAGCGUCUUGAGAGCCUGACCACGACUAUCUUCCAAUCUCUCUUCCCUCCGAUCAACCCUCAAGCGACCCCGCUCACCUCCAUCCGCCGUGUCAUGCUGUUGAACCGUGAACUCGCCGCCGAAGGCGAAGAGGAAGAUUCCUACGUCCUCAACCUUAGACACUAUGCCAUCACUACGAAGAAGACCGGUAUUUCGAAGCGUAUCCGUCGGCUCGAUCCCAAGGAAAUCCGGAACAAGGAGAAGAAGAAGACCGCUGUGCCCAACUUGGGAAAGCUAGAGGAUGCUGCAGACUACUUGCUCGACCCUUCGGCUGCAGGUUACACUUCUGCUAGUGAAACAGAAAUGGACACGGAUGCAGAGGUCGAAGUUGCGGAGAGCACCACUCGGAAAGUUCUUUCGAAACGCGAGCUACAGCGCAUGAAGUCCGGCGACAAGGAGAAGGCCCAGAAAAAGCUAAGCAAUGGUCCCGAGGUUGAGAAGCGGGCGGUCAAGCUGGUUGAGCUGGGCCCGCGCAUGAAACUCCGGUUGCAGAAGGUUGAGGAGGGUCUGUGCGAGGGCAGAGUGAUGUGGCACGACUUCAUUUCGAAGUCUGAGAAGGAGGUCAAGAACCUGGACAAGAGCUGGGAUAAGAAGAAGAAGGAGAAGGAAGAGAGGAAGAAGCAGCAGAGGGAGAAUAUCGAGAAGAAGAAGGCAGAGAAGGCUAAAGCCAAGGCAAAUGGAAAGGAGGUUGAAGACGAUGAUGACGAGGAUAUCGAAAUGAGCGAUGACGAAUGGCUCAGCGACGAUUUUGACGAGGAUGACGAGAACGUGGUGCAGGAUGAGGAUGACGAAGAGGAAGAGGAAGAGGAGGAAGAGGAGGAAGGCGACGAGUCUAUGGAUGAUGAGUAAAUCACCAACGCCAUUCAUAUGAUGCUCUUCAAGUUAAGCCGUCAAGAACAUAGGCUGCCGCAUCGUGCUCCCUGCGCUCUUCAAUUACCUUCAAGCCCUUACCAUGACCACUGUGGCCACCUCCUAACCCACAAAUGCGACGCGUGCAUGAUUCCAUGCAGGCAACUCAGCGUAUCGCGCUAAGUUCAAUGUGCUUGUGGCCGCGUUCCCAGUAUGGUGCUCAAGAGGUGUCACUCGACCAUGCGGCGUGGACUAUAUGUGGCCGAUGCGACUGAAACAGGGACAGGCGGGUGAGAGGACCGGACCCAGAAUCGUGCCUCGGGAGGCAUUAUAGCUAUUUGAUUGAAGGAAAAGUUAUGUAUCCUAUGAUUCGUUAGGAGUUUCAAAU